AUGUCCGUUUCACGGAAAUCGGUCUUGAUCACCGGCUGCUCUACCGGAGGCAUCGGUGCAGCAUUAGCUGAAGUUUUCCAGGAAAAGGGUUACCACGUUUUUGUAACUACACGAAAUCCAUCGAAGUUCCCACCGAACCUCUCUCGUGCUGAGAAUGUUACGUGUCUGACUCUCGACGUACUAUCGUCAGAGUCGAUUGCCGCCGCCGUUGAGAGUGUUAAAAAGGAGACUGGCGGCACGCUCGAUAUCCUCAUUAACAACAGCGGCGGGAUUAUUUUACUACCAGCUCUAGAUACACCUAUUGAUGAUGGCAAAAGAUUAUUUGACCUCAACUUCUGGGCGCCGUUCGCUAUGCUCCAAGCCUUCGCCCCUCUCCUGAUUGAGGCCAAAGGAUGCAUCGUGAAUAACUCGUCUGCGAGUGCAUAUUCUCCUAUGGCUCUUACGAGCAUCUAUAAUAGUUCGAAAGCUGCCCUUGCCAUGGCUAGCGAGACGUGGCGUCAUGAACUCCAACCUCUUGGAGUUCGGACGAUUACUCUUAUUACCUGUGCCGUAAAGACUGAGUUCUUUUCUAGAUAUCAGAGGGAAGAACUACCCGUGUCUUCGAAGUACUACGAUAUCCGAGACUUUAUCUAUAGUAUCGGUGACGGCAGGCUUCAAAGUGGUGCUAUCAGCUCGAGGCAGUACGCAACUAAGGUUGUUAGAGAGAUCGAGCACGGCUCUGCUGGAGUAGUCUGGGCCGGUACCCACGCACUCCUAUUUCGGCUUUUGUGUUGGUUAUUGCCCAAUUCACUUUUUGAUAUGGUGGUAGAGAGUGUCGUACCUAUUUCUAGCGAGAUGGCCAAAAUUAAGCAGAAGAAGAAAAUCUAG
Daldinia childiae is the source of this 867-nucleotide messenger RNA. Its product is annotated as NADPH-dependent 1-acyldihydroxyacetone phosphate reductase. The transcript is spliced from 3 exons. Bases 1 to 867 code for a protein of 288 amino acids. Gene Ontology annotation, cellular component: endoplasmic reticulum; lipid droplet. Gene Ontology annotation, biological process: triglyceride catabolic process; phosphatidic acid biosynthetic process. Lineage: Eukaryota; Fungi; Ascomycota; Sordariomycetes; Xylariales; Hypoxylaceae. Gene Ontology annotation, molecular function: triacylglycerol lipase activity; acylglycerone-phosphate reductase (NADP+) activity. The record is from RefSeq and is a predicted model, not a curated record.